Molecule: messenger RNA, 1497 nt
Organism: Vicia faba (fava bean)
Lineage: Eukaryota; Viridiplantae; Streptophyta; Magnoliopsida; Fabales; Fabaceae
Source: the annotation of a GenBank genome assembly
AUGAGUGGAAUCGCACUGCUUUUUUUCAUUUUCCUACCUAUUUAUUACCCACAAAACCUUGUCAACAACAACCCAGUAUUACCCACAAAACCUUGUCAACAACAACCCAGUAUUACCCACAAAACCUUGUCAACAACAACCCAGUGCAAUAUGUCUGCAAUGAAUAUUUUCAUUCUCUUGUUUGUAAGCCUCGUUUCUUAUCCAGUUACUGAUAAGGUAACUAGCUUACCGGAGCAACCACCGGUGCAGUUCAAGCAACACUCGGGAUACAUAACCGUUAAUGUUUCCCACCACCGGAACCUCUUCUACUAUUUCGUAGAAGCUGAAGUUGAUCCACCGUCAAAACCAGUUGUACUAUGGUUACAUGGUGGGCCUGGUUGUUCUGCCGUGGGAGAAGCGGCAUUUUCACAGCAUGGACCUUUCCUCGUCACUUCCAAGGGUCUGAUAAAAAAUCCCAACAGCUGGAAUAGAGAGGCAAAUAUGCUGUACUUGGAUUCUCCAGCUGGCGUCGGUUUCUCUUAUUCGGAAAACAUGUCCGACUACUUAUUUUUAAAUGAUGCCUUUGCAGCAAGGGAUCACCUUGCUUUUUUGCAGCUUUGGUUCAGUAAAUACUCCGAUUUCCGAACCAACGAUUUUUUUAUAGCUGGGGAGAGUUAUGCAGGACACUUUGCUCCCCAACUUGCACACCUCAUCCUUCAGACCAAAUCUGAAUUCAAUCUGAAGGGGAUAGCUAUAGGGAAUCCUCUUCUUGAAUUUGACACCGACUUCAAUGCCUCGACUGAUUUUUUGUGGCAGCAUGGAGUAAUUUCAGAGUCAACAUAUGAAAUGUUGAACAAUGAAUGCAGCUACCCAACAAUAAAGAAGCAGAUCAGAGCUACUGGUGAAUUAAGUACCAGCUGUGCUAAAGUUAACCUUCAAAUGGAAACGGAGAUCAAUGCCAAUACAGACACAUUCGACAUUUUGGCUGAUGUUUGUCCCGUGCCACCAGAAACACGAGCUGGAGUGAAGACAAAUGUAUGCAUACGAGAUGACUCGAUUGCAUACUUGAAUAGGAAAGAUGUGAGAAAAGCUCUUCACGCCAAGCUUGUAGGGGUCAAAGCUUGGUCAUCCUGCAGUCCGGUUCUUGUAUAUGACUUUCAAAAUCUUGAAAAUCCAACCAUAUCUUUGCUAGGGACACUUGUAAAGUCCGGUGUUAGGGUGCUAGCAUAUAGUGGUGAUCAGGAUUCGGUCAUACCGUUUAUUGGGACACGGUCUUUAAUAAAUGGAUUGGCUAAAGAUUUGGGGUUGAACGUAACAAGACACCACCAAGUUUGGUUUCAUGGAACUCAGGUUGCUGGAUGGACCCAAGUAUAUGGGGACAUCCUCACUUUUGCAACCGUAAGGGGAGCGGGUCAUUCAACUCCAUUAGCUCAACCAGAGAGAUCGUUGGAGAUGAUGAAAGCUUUUUGGAAAGGAAAACCCCUCCCUAAAAGACCACCCUUUCCCAUCAAAGAUUGA